CAGGGCACGGGCGGAGAGCCCCGGCUAAGCCGGAAGGGUGGAGGUUAGUGGAGCUUAUAGUCAUCGAUUAUGCGCCCUAGAUCUAAGCAAGCCCCUGCCUCGCCUACUGCGGCGGCGCAUGCGCAGGUUGGGGAGGGCGGGCGGAAGACAGUGUCCCGGUCACCCGGUUAGGGGAGCUGGUGACGUUUGUUUGUUGUUAGUGGCUUCGUGGGUGCGGAACUGUCCCUUUCCUCGCGCGCAGGCGCAGUUCUCUCCCGUUCCUCACUGGCCCGAGCGGAGGCGGCCUCGGUUCCCGAGCGGAGCGCUGGCUGCUCCCCCUCCUCGGCGGCCCCAUGGCGGUGAACUACAACGCGAAGGAGGAGGCGGACGGGCACCCGUCGGGAGUGGGGGUCCCCGGCGGGGCGGGGAAGAGCCGCAAGCCGGAUAACACGGCAUUCAAACAGCAACGCCUGCCGGCCUGGCAGCCCAUCCUGACCGCAGGCACCGUGCUGCCCGCCUUCUUCAUCAUCGGCCUCAUCUUCAUCCCCAUCGGCAUCGGCAUCUUCGUCACCUCCAACAACAUCCGCGAGUACGAGAUUGAUUACACGGGAACCGACUCUUCUAGUCCCUGCAACAAAUGUUUAAAUGUGUCCUGGAAUAGCACACCACCUUGUACUUGCACCAUUAACUUUACACUGGAUCAACCCUUUGAGACCAAUGUGUUUAUGUAUUAUGGACUGUCUAACUUCUAUCAAAACCAUCGUCGUUAUGUGAAGUCUCGGGAUGACAGCCAACUAAAUGGCGAUAAUAAUUCUUUAUUUUAUCCCAGUAAGGAGUGUGAGCCUUACAGCACGAGUGAGGGUAAACCCAUUGCUCCUUGUGGAGCUAUUGCCAACAGUAUGUUUAAUGAUACAUUGGAAUUGUUUCGCAUUGAUAAUGAAACAAGGACCCCUAUUACUUUGAAUAAAAAAGGUAUUGCUUGGUGGACAGAUAAAAAUGUUAAGUUCAGGAAUCCUUCUGGAAAUACAAAUAAUUUGACAGCACUUUUCCAAGGCACGACAAAGCCUGUGAACUGGCCCAAACCAGUGUAUAUGCUGGAUUCCGAAACAGACAACAAUGGGUUCAUCAAUGAAGACUUUAUUGUAUGGAUGCGUACUGCAGCAUUGCCUACAUUUCGUAAACUAUAUCGCCUGAUUGAGAGAAAAAAUAACUUGCAGCCUACCUUACAAGCUGGAAAGUACUCUUUGGACAUCACAUACAAUUACCCUGUGCACAGUUUCGAUGGACGGAAACGGAUGAUCCUGAGCACCAUAUCAUGGAUGGGAGGCAAAAAUCCAUUUCUGGGAAUCGCUUACAUCACUGUGGGGUCCAUAUGCUUCUUUCUAGGAGUUGUGCUGCUAGUCAUUCAUCACAAAUAUGGAAAUCGAAACACUAGUGCGGACAUUCCCAAUUAAUCUUGCAUUCUGAAAACAAAUGUACUGCAUGUGCAUCAAGGCCAGUCCAGAGUGGGCCCAGUUUUUGAUAGCUUAAUCUGCUUAUAUUGCUUCUGAAGCUGGGUGCAAAACUCUUUCUCUAAAGCCUUUCUUCCCCUUGCUGUGGAUUGACUUUGAAAAUGACGGGUAUUUAAUUAGCUAUACUGAUUGUAUCUAUGCUGACUGCAUAAAUGGUUUUCUGAUGUUGAUCUCUUCCUAGGCAGGCUAUAUGAUCCAUAUAGCCCCUGUUCCCUUAAUGCAUCUGCUGCUUAUUUCUGUGCUAUGUAAUAUAUCCAUAUGAUACUGUAUGUAUAGGUUGGGUGGAGAAAGGAGACUGUUUUAGAAUAUUGUUAACCAUUCACGAUGUCAGUGCUAUUAAAAGGAGAAAUAAUAAGUCUUUAAUGUUUGUUCAUGUCACUGUAUUGUGUGCAUAGGCUUUAUGUUCCUUGCUGAGAUGUUUAAUAUAUUAAAGUUGUAAAAUAUUUUCUGUGUAAGUGUGUUAUGCAUUAAAUCUUCAUAAAGUGCUGUUACAAAUUCACAUAACUCUGUAUUUUAGAUAGUUCCCAUGCCAGGCAAAUCCGAUAACAUGCCCUGAAAAUGUCAGGAGAUCUGUCAACUGACUGUAUGGGUGAAUUUCCAAGUCUAGUUUCAACUUGGAAACCGUUGUUGAGAUAAAAAAGCAGCUUUGUUCUAAAUAUUUCUUUUGCUUGAAGUUAUAUUUAGAACAGUUUACCCAUUGUACUUGUGAUCUUGCUCUUUGUGAAGAUAUUAAUCAAGAAAAAAUGAAGUUCUUUCCAAUCAUAAAUCUGGGUGGAAUAACUAUCUUGCCAGUGGAGAAACUUCCUUGCCCUGCUCUAGUUAGAAACAGGGCUUAGAUGUUCAGAGCAGUUAAGUGUUCAAAUCCCAAAGUGAAAGAAUUCAUAGUUAUUGAAAUGACUAUCCCUUUUCUUUUUACAUAGAUUGAGCUUGGCAUGAAAGUCAUUUAAAUGUCUGUUACAGGUAGUGUACAGUAUUCCCUCAAAUCUCCAUAUUAAAACCGGUUUCAUUUUUGUUGGUUCAUUCAAAGUUCACUGUAAAUUGUAAGCUACUGCAUUCUAGUGAUUUUAGAUGAUGCACAUUAUACAUUGUAAUUUAAAUUGCAGAGGUUACUUUACAUGUAACUGGCUUGAUAAAGUAUUUGAAUAUUCAAUAUUGAAUAAAUGCUGCAAAUUAUUUAUGAUGAAA
Trachemys scripta elegans is the source of this 2675-nucleotide messenger RNA. It is a transcript of the gene CDC50A, whose product is annotated as transmembrane protein 30A. Gene Ontology annotation, cellular component: plasma membrane; endoplasmic reticulum; Golgi apparatus. Gene Ontology annotation, biological process: phospholipid translocation. NCBI's taxonomy places the organism in Eukaryota, Metazoa, Chordata, Testudines, Emydidae. The coding region runs from base 333 to 1433 and encodes 366 amino acids. The transcript is spliced from 7 exons. The record is from RefSeq and is a predicted model, not a curated record.